Molecule: messenger RNA, 1768 nt
Organism: Polypterus senegalus (gray bichir)
Lineage: Eukaryota; Metazoa; Chordata; Cladistia; Polypteriformes; Polypteridae
Product: receptor-type tyrosine-protein phosphatase eta
Exons: 12
Coding region: 1-1188 (395 amino acids)
Biological process (GO): protein dephosphorylation; negative regulation of MAP kinase activity
Molecular function (GO): protein tyrosine phosphatase activity
Source: RefSeq, a predicted model, not a curated record
AUGCAAGCUAUCGAGUCAACCUUCUUGAAGAAGGGGCCUGAGUUGCCUCGAAAAAUCUCCCCAACGACUGCAUCUACUAUAUCAAAAACUACUUCACCAACAUCCACACCUGCUUCAAGUGACAUAACCAUUGGCGGAAUUGUGGGAGGAAUCUUGGUCCUAUUCCUACUCUUGGGCAUAGUGAUUUUCUUCGUGCAUAGGAGAAGGAGAGGAAAUAAACAAACACUGUCUCUUGGCAGUGUAGCUAGCCGUUCUACUUGCAGAAACAAACCUAUCAAGGCUGAAAAGUAUGAGAAGUACUAUCUUGAACAACAUACAGAUGAAAACUAUGGUUUUGCAUUGCAGUUUGAGGAUCUCAGAGUUGUUGGUAUCACCCAGCCCACCAUUGCAGCACUAUGCAUGGAAAAUAAACAGAAAAAUCGUUACAAUAAUGUCUUGCCAUAUGACAUAUGUCGUGUCAAGCUAGCAGGUGACAUAAAUGAGGACUACAUCAAUGCUAAUUAUUUGCCAGGUUAUAACUCAAAGACAGAAUUCAUUGGUACUCAGGGACCCCUGCCGAAUACUAUAAAAGAUUUCUGGAGAAUGAUCUGGGAAAAAGAUGUGCACACAGUAGUCAUGCUGACACGGUGCAAUGAACAGGGAAAGGUAAAAUGUGAAAAAUACUGGCCUUCAUUUAAAGCCCAGACUUAUGGACAUAUACAAGUACAUUUUGUUAAGAAGACUCCCGAGGAAAACUGGAUAAUUAGAGAUUUCAUGCUGGAAAAUGUGGCAAAUGGCAAAAGGCACAACAUAAGGCAUUUCCAUUUUAUUGCAUGGCCAGACCACGGAGUCCCAGAAAACACAGAUUUACUAAUUAGAUUUAGAAAUCUAGUGAGAGAACAUAUGAACCUGAACAACGGAAACUCCCCCACAGUAGUUCAUUGCAGUGCUGGAGUUGGGCGCACAGGGACAUUGAUAGCUCUGGACCACCUCAUCCAUCAGAUAAAGCUGGAUAACAUAGUGGAUAUUUACGGAAUAGUCUAUGAACUUCGAAUGCACAGGCCACUAAUGGUACAAACUGAGGAACAAUAUGUAUUUCUGAAUCAAUGUGCCUUGGACAUCAUCAGAUCAAAUAAAAAUUCAAAUAUUUCUUACACGAAUAUAGCACUGGAAAUCUGUGAAAACUUGAUACCAGGGAAUGCAAAAUAAAACAACCAUGGAUCUUGUGAACAAAACCUUAUUUCCAUUUGUUAAGACUACGAUACAUUCAUCUUUUUAAUGAAUAUGAGUUUAUUUGCUUAAAAUUUAAUCUAGUAUUAAAUUUUGCAAUCAAAUUUUUUGAAUGUGUGUGUGAGUUCUGCAAUGGACUGAGACCCGUUUCAGGAUUAAUUAAUAUCAUUAUCAGUAUAAGUGGACUUUAAUAAUAUAGUUAAAGUGAGAAAAAAGGGUAACUCAGAACUGUAAAGCAAAUUAUAUAUUUUUAUAGAUUGUUUUAAUAUGGGAAUGGAAAAAAAUCAAUUGUUGAAAGAAGACGUCAAUAUUUUAUUCAGCUUUGCAGUUUUAUAUUUUACCUGUAAUGUUUAAGUAUGCAUUGUUCAAAUACUGUAAAUGGUGUGCUGGUAGAAUAAUGUUAAAUAAAAUAUUGAGGUGCCAGUGUUCGGCAAGUCUGCCAGCAUUUGGUGUAUUAAGAUGUUUGCAAUGUAGCUGUACAUGAUAAAAUAUUAUAAAUGCGGCUUCUACCUGUAUAUUCUGCUGUGAAUCACCAGGACUUUAAUAUAUUUAAAUUUGC